Molecule: messenger RNA, 840 nt
Organism: Thecamonas trahens ATCC 50062
Lineage: Eukaryota; Apusomonadida; Apusomonadidae
Exons: 2
Coding region: 1-840 (279 amino acids)
Molecular function (GO): RNA binding
Source: RefSeq, a predicted model, not a curated record
AUGGCAGCGGUGGGCAAGGACAAGAGCAAGGCCAAGGCCAAGAGCAAGGACAAGAGCAAGGCCAAGGCCAAGAGCAAGGACAAGAGCAAGGCCAAGACUAAGGCCAAGUCCAAGUCCAAGUCCAAGAGCACGGACCAUGAGGCUGUGGCUGGACCGGCUGGGGAUGGGCAGGAUGCAAGCGAGGAUGGCGGGGCGGGAAACGAUGAGUCCGUCGAGAGGGCCAGCCAGGGGUACAUCCUGUUUGUGGGCAAUCUCGGGUACUCGACCAAGCCGGAGCAUGUGAUUAUGCACUUUGGCGAGUAUGUCGACACCGACUCGAUCGUCACCUUCCGGCUCAACACCGAUCGGCACACCGGCAAGUCCAAGGGCUGCGGCUUUAUCGAGUUCUCCUCACCGUCUGCCCUCCAUGCGGCUGUUGUUCACGUCCACCACUCCAAGCUCCACGGCCGGGUCAUCAACGUCGAGCUCACUGCCGGCGGCGGCGGCAAGGCGGCCAAGCGCCAGGAGAAGAUCCUGGUCAAGAACAUCAAGUUCCGCAAGGAGGUUCGCGCCGCUGCCAAGCGCAAGCAUAAUGCCGAUAACUCUGCCGAGCACAGCGGCCGCGGAAGCUUUGCUCCCCCGGCUAAGCGUCAACGCACGCUUGCCGCGGAUGGCGGCACUGGGGCCGGUGGCGAUGGUGCUGACGUGGUCAAGGGCAAGGGCAAGGGCAAGGACAAGAGCAAGGGCAAGGACAAGGACAAGAGCAAGAGCAAGAGCAAGAGCAAGAGCAAAGGCAAGGACAAGAGCACGGACUCGGCGCCGCCCGGAUCGGGUGAUGCCACUGCGUGGUGGAACCAAUGA